AUAUACUGAGAGAAACACGGAGAGUACGACUGAAGAAACUCUGGACGCUGAAGAAGGAUCAAAUAAUUAUAACAGAAUAUAAAAUAAUAGAUUAUUAAUUACUUAGUGUCUGACACUAAAACUUAGGAGCUGACAAGGCGAAGGGUUCAGACACGAAUUGGGAUUAAUAAUUAAAAACUCUACGGCUGUACGCCACACAGUUAACAUAGAAUACCUCUGUAUCUAAUUACCCUUUUCCUGGAGCUAUGACUGACCCCUCAUCCAUCAUGCUUAACUCUGAGCUGGACAAAAAGCUAAGAAAUCUACUUCAGGUGAUGGUCUCACGCCUGCCCGCAGGUAAGAGUAUUUCUUCCGCGGUCGUCCAGCAGCUGCUCCGGACCAGGUACACCGAAACCUAUCCCGAGUCCUAUAUUGCCAGCAAAGGGUAUCUCAUCGAUAACAUAAUAGCGAGCCUUCUAAACGCGAAGAAAGAAAAUAAAGCGCCAGCAGCCAUUGUGCCGGAGUCACCUAAGUUCAAUACAAAUGAUGCAAAGACGACCAAUGGCAAGCGCACCGACGAGUCCGAAAAUGAAAACGAAAUCGACAACGACAGCCACGAUGACAGCAGUGAAGACGGUGAUAACGAAAGCAAUAAUAAAGAAUGUAAUGAUUCUGACUACGAAGAGGAAGAUGAUGACGAUAGUGAAAGUGAGAGCGACAGUGAGAGUGAGAGUGAGAGUGAGAGCGAAAGCACGUCAGUGCAGGAGCCCAAUCUCACACGUUUACGUUUAGAGGGCAAGGAAGGUUCAAAUGACGGCCCCAACAACACCCAAGAGCAGUCUGCGAGCGAUAGCGACUUAGCCGUGGCGAAACGCUGCAAAGAGAUGUCAAACUGCUUAAAAAAAAUUGGAUACCUAGUCCGCCAACCACGUGAGGAUGAGUCUCUAGACUCCUAUUUAAACGGCUAUCUUAUUAAUGAGUUCAAAUCAAAAAAAUUAGAUCCACUAAAGUAUAGCAAAAAUGAUAUUAAGAUCUACAAAAUUCGAAAGGAGGUGGAACUCCUUCAGAAAGAUGGUGCUACACUGAAUCUGGAUAGGCGUUCUCGUGUAGGUAGAGGCUAUAGCGGUGUACAAUUGAUUGGAGAAGCACUCGCUCCUGUGCCUGCGAAGGUGUCCGCCUACGCCAUCUCAAACCUACUAGACGACGAAUAAUGGCUUACUCAAGCGAUGAGUAAGAAUAGGCGGAAAUAUAGACAUAUCGACAUGAAAUCAGAUCAAUGUGCCAUCAUUUCUUUUAUAAACUAAUAAUGAUAUAAAUGGUAGAAUUCCUAAAAAGGCAUGAGCGUUGUCCUGUUAUAGAAGAAUAUAUAAUGUACACGCUUCAUGUUGUUAUUCUUCAAUUUUUCGUUUUCAUAAAAAAAUUAAAGAAACUUUUUCAUGCCGAACUUAU
Phytomonas sp. Hart1 is the source of this 1428-nucleotide messenger RNA. The record is from the annotation of a GenBank genome assembly. Lineage: Eukaryota; Euglenozoa; Kinetoplastea; Trypanosomatida; Trypanosomatidae.